Neoarthrinium moseri is the source of this 1359-nucleotide messenger RNA. RefSeq lists its product as uncharacterized. Lineage: Eukaryota; Fungi; Ascomycota; Sordariomycetes; Amphisphaeriales; Apiosporaceae. The transcript is spliced from 3 exons. Gene Ontology annotation, biological process: double-strand break repair via homologous recombination; protein sumoylation. Gene Ontology annotation, molecular function: zinc ion binding; SUMO ligase activity. The coding region runs from base 1 to 1359 and encodes 452 amino acids. Gene Ontology annotation, cellular component: Smc5-Smc6 complex; nucleus. The record is from RefSeq and is a predicted model, not a curated record.
AUGUCCAGCCGACGCACCCUCCUCUCGAACACGCCCCGCGGCCGCCCGGGCUCAGCCGCCCCGUCGCGGCCCCAACAGCAACACCAGGAACGCGAGACCCAGCUCCCGGCCUACGAGCCGCCGUCGUGCCCGCUUGACGCACAAGCCCGCCGUGCACUAUCCGAGCUCAGCACCAACGCAGCCGAGACGCGCAAGUACGGCGAGCAGCUGGCGCGGUCGCUCAAGCUGCUGGGCGAGUCGGUCGCCGAGGUCAACGACCGGCACGCGGACCGGCGGGGGCGCCUGCAGGCGCGGCGCGAGCGCGAGCGCGGCCAGGGCUCGGGCCAGGACGGCGAGAACCACGCCGACAGGACCGAGGCGGACCGCGCGCUCGAGGCCGCCGUCGACGACCUCAGCCGCCGCGUGCCCACGCUGACCAAGCGCAGCGAGGAGGCCGUCCGCGACGUCAUCGACUGGGGCGUCGAGCUGCAGGACGGCCGGCAGGCGCUGGCGGACGCGGCGGCGCAGACGACCGAGGAGAGCAAGCGCGCCGAGGAGGUGGCCCAGAGCAACGAGGCCCGGCGGCAGCAGGCGGCGGCCCGCCGGGAGGCGCUCGACGACGGGGACGGGCCGGACGAGGACGACGAGGACGAGGACGAGCCCGUCGAGGUCGCGGGCCCGCGCCGGCUGCUGCGGCAGAACCGCGACCGCCUGGCCGCCGACUACCAGGCAAAGACCAUGCACCAGCGCUACGGGCUGAACAACGACUACAUCCAGUUCAAGAGGCUGUGGCACGACGCGGUGCACGGGCAGGACGGGAAGCCGCUGCCGGACGCGUCGCGCUGGUUCGGCGGCGCCGACGGGGAGGAGGACGCAGAUGAAGACGAGGACGAGGACCUCAUUGUCGCGGGCGAAAAGAAGGAUCUCAAGUGCCCGCUCUCGCUCGUCAUGAUGACGGAGCCCUACACGUCGGCCAGGUGCAACCACACGUUCGAGAAGACGGCCAUCAUGGAGUUCCUGAGCAACAAGCCCGGCCGGCGGGCACAGUGUCCGCAGACGGGGUGCAGUCAGGAGGUGUCCGUUAAAGACUUUACCCUCGAUCAGUACAUGCUCCGCAAGAUCAAGCGCGCGCAGGAGGACGAGGACCAAGAUAAUGACGACGACGACGACGACGAUGAUGCUAUGAACAGGACUGACAUCAUCAGGCGCAGUACGAGAUCGGGCGGCAUUGGAAAAGGUCCCGAGGAGCCGUUUCGCAUGUGCGUGGCAGAGGUACAGCACUACCGAUUGGAAGGUAAUGGAAGUACCUUGGUAGAGCAGAUCACGCCCGUCCAGACUGUAAGAAACAGCUGGGAUCCACCGCUGCACGUCCAGCCGUGA